This is a messenger RNA of Phaeodactylum tricornutum CCAP 1055/1, 1043 nucleotides long. It is a transcript of the gene APX1, whose product is annotated as ascorbate peroxidase. The transcript has 4 exons. NCBI's taxonomy places the organism in Eukaryota, Bacillariophyta, Bacillariophyceae, Surirellales, Neidiaceae. The record is from RefSeq and is a predicted model, not a curated record. Gene Ontology annotation, biological process: response to reactive oxygen species; hydrogen peroxide catabolic process; cellular response to oxidative stress. Gene Ontology annotation, molecular function: peroxidase activity; heme binding. Bases 181 to 966 code for a protein of 261 amino acids.
CGGAUCGUCUCUCUACGAGGCUGCACGUUUGUCACUGUCAGUGACCCUUGUACAUUGUCAAGAGCCUGUUUCGCACCUCAAGGGCUGCUUCGCAUUCCAAUCCAGUAGUGAGGCCCAUACAAUAGUGUCUUGAUACUGUUUUUCAAGAAUUCUUGCUCUCGACUGUGAAUAAGCAAUACAAUGCCCGUCUCGAAAGAAGCACUUUCCUCGGCAAAAGAGAUGAUCGAUGCCCUCAUUCUGGAGAAAAAUUGCGGUCCAAUCAUGGUACGCGUGGGCUGGCACGAUUCAGGCACGUUCGAUAAAAACGUCAGCGGCGCAUGGCCUAGUGCCGGGGGUGCAGUCGGUUCCAUCCGUUUCGAUCCCGAAAUUACGCACGGUGCCAACGCCGGUUUGAUCAACGCCAUCAAGCUCUUGGAGCCUAUCAAAGAGGCCAAUCCGGAUGUCAGCUACGCUGAUAUUUUUCAGAUGGCGUCGGCUCGUUCCAUCGAAUUGGCGGGAGGUCCUCGGAUUGACAUGAAGUACGGACGAAUCGAUUCAAACGGUCCCGAAAACUGCUCCAAAGAAGGCAACCUGCCCGAUGCCGAACCGGGAAGCAACGGCAUGUACGCCGGUCAUUUACGUAAAGUCUUCUACCGCAUGGGACUGAAUGAUGAGGAGAUUGUUGCUCUCUCCGGUGCCCACACCUUUGGCCGCGCUUACAAAAACCGUUCCGGUGGUUCGAGCUGGACGGAGAAUUUUCUCAUUUUCGACAAUUCGUACUACAAGGUCAUCCCAGACGAGUCCGCCGAUCCUGAACUACUCAAGUUGUCAACUGACAAGGUAGUUUUUAUGGACGAUGGGUUUAGGCCAUUUGCCGAGAAAUUCCGUGACUCGCAGGAUGCUUUCUUCGAGUCAUACGCCAAGGCGCACAAGAAGCUGUCCGAACUCGGAUCCAACUUUGACCCGUCGGAAGGCAUAUCCAUGUAAACAUGACCCGAAUUCAAUUAUAUGAGUGUUACCUUUUGUUUCCGUAGAAAAAAUCUACUAGCUACUCGUUGGGUUCC